CACUGUCUUUUCCGUGCCGGUAUUUCAGACGAUACACGUUGGGAGCGGCUCGGCAACACAUGUUCCCGUCUUCUACUGGAAGUGUAUUCCUGCCAUCGUAACAAAACAUACCUUGUUAAAAUAUGAAGUAAUAUUAAUUGAAGGAGAUCAGUUGGUGUUUUCUGCUAUUCUCCCAAAUGGGAGAAUGUCAAUUGGAGAAACGAUUGCAGUGUUUCGUACCUAACACACAUUCAAACUGGACGGCAAGGAAAACUCCUAAAAUUUGGGGAAAAAUCUAGUUUAUUACCUUUUUUGUUGUCAUUGACAACGAAUUGUAUUGACAUCUCCGAGACAAGACAAUGCUGCAAACAUUACUUAGAGUUGGGCGUCAGCUGGCUACUGCCGUGCCAUACUAUGCCAGUGCUGCUCCUACAUUACUGCAAUGUAGCAAAGUAUUUCCUGGCACCUGUCAUAACAGCAUGAAAUUUGGAUCUCUGUGUUCUACAAUUGCUAAGCAGCAUAAUUCACUCUUAUUUCAACCCACAAACGUUCCAUUGUGUGAACCACCCACUCGCACAGUUACAAAGUUUUCAUUGCAAAAAGGAAAACGAAAAACUGUUAAAGCAGUAGUAAAACGUUUCUUCCGUUUACAUUGGGGAGGCUGGAUAAGAACGGUGGCUGGUCGACAUAAAAAGAUGUGGAAGAAGUCCGCGAAGCGAAGACACAGGUUGAAACAACACCUGCUGUGCAAUUGUACUCAGAGUUACCUCUUGGAUAAAAUGGUCACAAAAUGUUGGCGUACUCCAAAGUAUUAUGUGGAGGAUCCAUAUGAGCCAUACCAUACAAGAGAAGAACAUCCUAUUGCACGUCGUAAACCUGCAUAAAAUAACAAAUCACUUAUUUUCAUAGAAUUUUUAUUAGAAAACUGUUUUGAUGAUUGUAAUUUGAUCUGUACUAAUAAAUACAAACUAAUCCAUUUAUGGAAAAAUUGUUUCUCCAAUAUUGCGAGAAGUGUAGUGCACAGAAGACCUGAGUGUGUGCUCAUGCAUGCCAUGUUGCCAUUUAGGAAAUGUCUUGCAAGGUUUUAUACCGUCUAUUCUACCUCUAAAAGCAGUUGAAUCUUGGUAGACUGCAAUGGAGUAUAUGUUGAAUGAUUAGUAUUGAGCUUUGUAAAUAAACACUAAACUUUUGAAGAUUGUUUACAGUAAGAGAUAAAGGAAAUAUUGUUUCAACGCAGUUUUGUAUGUUUUAUAUAAGAAUACUGCAAUAUUAGGCAUCUGGCUGAGAACACAUAUAUGAAAUUUCCUAAUUAUUUUUAUCAUAGCAUAGCAGCUUCAAGAAAGUAUGUCAGGCCUGAAUACAAAGUUGAAGUACUGGACUUCAUACAGGCUCUGCUGUAAAUUUUGAAAAUGAACCUCUCACCUAAUGUAUAGUAUAAUCUGAGGGGAAUGUUAUACAUGCUUUUAAGAUAAUGAUGGGGAAACACAAGAAAGAUCAUCUAGAAAUGGUAAAAAUACAUGUUUUUUUUUUAAUUCAAUGGUUAUUUUUAACAUCUUCGAAUAUCACCUUUUUAUAAGUAAAUAAACAGUUGUGUUUCUCCUAAAAAGUACUUGUCAAAAAUCUGUAUCAUGUUUUUGCAGAUA
This is a messenger RNA of Gryllus bimaculatus (two-spotted cricket), 1622 nucleotides long. Lineage: Eukaryota; Metazoa; Arthropoda; Insecta; Orthoptera; Gryllidae. The record is from the annotation of a GenBank genome assembly.